Messenger RNA from Dermatophagoides pteronyssinus (European house dust mite), 2243 nucleotides. RefSeq lists its product as uncharacterized. Gene Ontology annotation, biological process: anatomical structure morphogenesis; cell differentiation; regulation of transcription by RNA polymerase II. Gene Ontology annotation, molecular function: DNA-binding transcription factor activity, RNA polymerase II-specific; RNA polymerase II cis-regulatory region sequence-specific DNA binding. NCBI's taxonomy places the organism in Eukaryota, Metazoa, Arthropoda, Arachnida, Sarcoptiformes, Pyroglyphidae. The record is from RefSeq and is a predicted model, not a curated record.
UGAAUAAUAAUAUGAAUAUUGGUCUAAAUAAUCAUCAAAAUAAUACAAUAAUAAUGAGUCAAUCAUCAACAUUAUCAUCAUCAUAUCAACAUCAUUUAGCAUCACAGGUAAAUAGUUUAAAUAAUAUGAUUGCAACAAAUUAUUCAACAUCAACAUCAUCAACACCGGUAUCAUCAUCAUCAGCGACAUCAUCGACAACAACAGCAUCAACAAAUAGCCAACAAAUAUUUGUGCCAAAUACAUCAAUGUUACAUCAAACAUCGAAUGGUAUUAUUGGUGGUGGUGGUAUUGGUGGUACAUUAAUUGGUUUAGCUGCCGCAUCAAUUUCCGCCUCAGCAUCAUGUUUGAAUAAUAAUAAUUUAUCAGCAACAGCAACACCAUCAUCAUCCGCAUCAUCAGCAUCAUCAUCAUCAUCAAAUGAUAAUAAUGGUGGUGGUGGUGGUGCAAUAGCAUCAAAUUCAGAUGGACCUUGUUUAUCACCAGCAAUACCAAACAGUAAUAAUCAUCAACAACCAUUAUCACCAUUAUCAGCAACAUCAGCACAAAAUAAUGGUAAUCAUCAUUCAACAUCACCAUGUUUAACAGCAACAGCAGCAUCAGCAACAAAUAUUAUAACAGGAUCAUCAUUAGGACGUUUAGUACAACAACAGCAUCAUCAUAUUGGAACUAAUAUUGGUCAUACAACACAAUUAAAUAAUACUAAUGAUUAUUCAUCACCACCAUUAUCAAAUAAUAAUCAAAAUAAUCAGAAUAAUAGCUCAAUGGAUUCAUCAUCAAGUACAAAUGCAUUAUUACAACGUGCUAGAGCUGAUAAAACAUAUCGUCGUAGUUAUACACAUGCAAAACCACCAUAUUCAUAUAUAUCAUUAAUAACAAUGGCUAUACAAAAUUGUCCAAAUAAAAUGUUAACAUUAAGUGAAAUUUAUCAAUUCAUUAUGGAUCUAUUUCCAUAUUAUCGUCAAAAUCAACAACGUUGGCAAAAUUCUAUUAGACAUUCAUUAAGUUUUAAUGAUUGUUUUCUAAAAGUACCACGUACACCAGAUAAACCUGGUAAAGGAAGUUUUUGGACUCUUCAUCCUGAAUCGGGUAAUAUGUUUGAAAAUGGUUGUUAUUUACGAAGACAAAAACGUUUUAAAUGUGACAAAAAAGAUGGUUCAACAACAUCAUCAUCAUCACAAACAUCAUCAUCAACACAUAAUCAUCGACAUCAUCAUCAUCAUCAUAAAAAUACAAAUAGUAAUUUAUCAUCAAAUAGUAGUAAUGGUGGUAAUCAUUCAAAUAAAUCAUCAUCAAUUGAUGCAACAGCAACAGCAGCAACAAAUAUGACAUCAUUACAUUCAACAAUGAAUGGUAUAAUGAAUAAUUCAUAUAUACAACAUCAACUUGAACAACAUCAUCAACAACAACAACAACAACAACAACAGCAACAACAACAAAGACAUCAAUUAAAUGGUUUAAAUCAUAAUCAAACAACAUUAGAUGAUCAUUGUACAAAAAUGUUGGAUAAUAAUAAUCAACAUUUACAUCAACAACAGCAACAUCAUUCGCAUCAACAACAACAACAUCCGCAUCAUCAUCAAUUACAUCAUCAUCAUCAACAACAACAACAACAGCAGCAACAGCAACAACAUUUACAUCAUCAACAACAACAACAACAACAUCAUAAUCAUCAUAAUAAUACUAUAAAUGAUCAUAUGAAUUUAUAUGGUCAACAAGGUGUUAUUGGUGGUGGUGGUAAUGGUCAUCGUAAUACAUUAACCGAUCCAAAUUUAUUACAUCAAACAAGUAUGUUUUUUACAACCACAGGUCAAUUAAAAGAUCCCACACAUUAUUUUGGUCAACGUGAACAUAAUCCAUUUUCAAUACAAAGUUUAAUAUCAGGUGAAGCUAAUAUGAAAGCUGAUAUGAAAUUAUAUGAAAUGCAAUGUAAUGCAUAUAAUAAUAAUCAAUCAAAUCAAACAAAUAAUCAAAGUCCAUUAUCACCAAUGACACCAUCAUCAACAACAACAAUGGCAAAUGAUUCGGCUGCAUAUUAUCAUCAUGCUGCUGCUGCUGCUGUUGCACAUCCAUCAUUAUAUCAUUCAUCAUAGACAAAACCAGAAAAAAAACAACCGAAAACACCACGAAAAACAACCUUAAACAAAACCCAAAUCCUCAUUUAUUUCAUCACAAAAGAAACUGGAAUAAUGGAAUCUCAAUUCUGUAACAUAUAAAAAACAUCCAUUUUUUUAAAUGAUAAUCAA